AUGCUGGAUCUGGAGGUGGUGCCUGAGCGCUCUCUGGGGAACGAGCAAUGGGAAUUCACGCUGGGAAUGCCUCUGGCUCAGGCAGUAGCCAUUCUUCAGAAGCACUGUCGCAUCAUCAAAAAUGUCCAGGUUCUCUACAGUGAUCAGUCUCCUCUAAGCCAUGACCUCAUCCUUAACCUGACUCAGGACGGGAUCAAACUACUGUUUGAUGCUUUCAAUCAGAGACUUAAGGUGAUUGAAGUAUAUGACUUGACUAAAGUAAAGUUAAAAUAUUGUGGAGUACAUUUUAACUCUCAGGCCAUAGCUCCCACCAUUGAGCAGAUUGACCAGUCUUUCGGUGCAACCCAUCCUGGUGUAUACAACUCUGCUGAGCAGCUCUUCCACCUCAACUUCAGAGGACUGUCUUUUUCUUUUCAGUUGGACUCGUGGACAGAAGCUCCCAAGUACGAGCCCAAUUUUGCUCAUGGUCUAGCUUCUCUCCAGAUUCCCCACGGAGCAACUGUGAAACGAAUGUACAUCUACAGUGGAAACAGCCUUCAGGAUACCAAGGCUCCCGUGAUGCCCCUGAGCUGUUUCCUGGGCAACGUGUAUGCUGAGAGUGUAGACGUUCUUCGAGAUGGAACUGGACCCUCAGGUUUACGACUUCGCCUACUUGCUGCAGGUUGUGGACCUGGCCUGUUAGCAGAUGCCAAGAUGCGGGUAUUUGAACGUUCAGUAUAUUUUGGUGAUUCUUGCCAAGACGUUCUUAGCAUGCUUGGUUCUCCACACAAAGUCUUCUAUAAAUCAGAAGAUAAGAUGAAAAUUCAUUCUCCUUCCCCCCAUAAACAAGUCCCAUCCAAGUGCAAUGACUACUUUUUUAACUACUUCACUCUUGGAGUGGACAUCCUCUUUGAUGCGAACACUCACAAAGUGAAGAAGUUUGUCCUUCAUACCAAUUACCCUGGGCAUUAUAAUUUCAAUAUUUAUCACCGUUGUGAGUUCAAGAUCCCAAUAGCCAUAAAGAAAGAAAAUGCAGAUGGUCAGACAGAAACAUGCACAACCUAUAGCAAGUGGGACAACAUCCAAGAGCUCCUGGGUCACCCUGUGGAGAAGCCUGUUGUCCUUCACAGGUCCUCCUCCCCAAACAACACCAAUCCAUUUGGCUCCACAUUCUGCUUUGGUCUUCAGCGGAUGAUCUUUGAGGUCAUGCAGAAUAACCACAUUGCCUCGGUGACCCUGUAUGGCCCCCCCAGGCCUGGUGCCCAUCUGAAAACAGCAGAGCUCCCCUAG
Messenger RNA from Pipistrellus nathusii (Nathusius's pipistrelle), 1269 nucleotides. Lineage: Eukaryota; Metazoa; Chordata; Mammalia; Chiroptera; Vespertilionidae. The record is from the annotation of a GenBank genome assembly.